Messenger RNA from Laccaria bicolor S238N-H82, 1137 nucleotides. Its product is annotated as putative proline-rich protein. Gene Ontology annotation, cellular component: catalytic step 2 spliceosome. The coding region runs from base 1 to 1137 and encodes 378 amino acids. The record is from RefSeq and is a predicted model, not a curated record. The transcript has a single exon. Gene Ontology annotation, molecular function: zinc ion binding; RNA binding. Lineage: Eukaryota; Fungi; Basidiomycota; Agaricomycetes; Agaricales; Hydnangiaceae.
AUGGGACCAGGAUCAGGCUCAAUCGCAGGCAACGACAGAGGCGGAGCCGCCGAUGAAGUAACCUUACCUUUUUUCUAUCACAUCUCUUCUGAGCCACUGCCAAUGGGAUGGGAACCUUUUGGAAUAUACGUCCGAGCUGACAGUGCCAUCAUAGGCAGCACGCCAGAGGCAGAAGAGAGAAUAUCCUCGCGGGUCCAGAGAUGCUUCAAUUGUGGCGAAACAGAGCAUGCCGUUUCGGAUUGUCAUUUCCGUCGAAAUCAAGAGCUGAUAUCCUUGUCUCGCUCAUAUUACCAAUUUUUUCAAGGCACGCUGGGUCUUGCGAACUGGCAGCGAGUGCACACAGCCGAAGAAUGGAGGCAGAGCCGCCUUCACUGGCUAGAGACUUUUGAGCCUGGAAAGAUCCAAGGCGAACUCCUCCGCGACGCUUUGGGUGACGAGGACGGAGAUUGGCUUCGAAAUAUGGCACAAUGGGGCUAUCCCAAAGGAUGGUUCAGCGAACGCGAUCCCAGACUUCUUGUGAGAGACCGAAUAUGGAGCGAACAUGGCGGCUAUGUUGAUGGCGAACUCGAUGAUGACGAAUCUUUCUUCAUUCAUAGUGAAGAUGGCGUUGAAGAGGUCACAUUCGACGCCUCUUUCAAAAUUUCUCAUUACACAGCGGCAGUAUAUGAAGAAUAUAACAAUGACGACGAGCACGACCAAAGCUCAGAGACAUCAUCCCCACCCUCUCAGAAUCCAUCUUUCAGUAGCAGCGUGAAGCGAUGGGCAACCUACCCGCCGACAUACUUCGCAUCUCAUCUUCUGCCCGUUUACAAUGGCUUUAUGUUACCGCCAAUACACUCGUCGCAAAGGAAUACACAAGCUGACAAUUGGCACCUUGCUAAUGGGUCUUCAACGUUUUGGAUUUUUGAUGCGGUUGCCAAUACUCAUAUUGCCUAUCAAGGACAUAUACCCCCGCCACCACCACCUACGAGUGAGCCCCCUCCAUUGCCUCCCCUCGACUCACCGCCACCACCACCACCACCACCUCUUAGUCCGCCGCCGCCACCCCCACCACAUCCGCCACCGCCUCUCCCUCCUUCAUUCUCCUCAGCCCCGGACGAUGGUGAGAGUGACAUGGAACUGUCAGAUUCCGAUUGA